CAGAAAACAGUGUGAUGUAAACUUGGUCUGCUUAGUCAAUGUUAAUAUAUGUUUGUGUCAGACACACUUACGCAAGUUAACAGUUUCUCAUUUAACUAUGGAUUUCCCCCGACAGGACCAUGUCAACAAAUGAACAGAAGAAACUCGGAGAGCAGCAGAGCAGUCAACUCUUACCAGAGGAGAGCAACACUGCAAGUACAAGCCAAGCACAUCAACACAUGGAGGACAAAGACAAUGAAAGUCAAGUCUCUGCAAUGGAAAAGAAGGAGUUUAUAAAUGUAUGGGUACGAGAUCCUCAGGUACACAAGGAGGAUUUCUGGCAUGCAUACAUAACCUAUGAGAUCUGUCUUCAUACCAAUAGUAUGUGUUUCCAGAAGAAGACCUCUUGUGUGAGGAGGAGGUAUAGUGAGUUUGUUUGGCUGCGUCAAAAACUACAGAACAAUGCUGUGCUUAUAAAGUUACCUAAACUCCCUCCUGGGAAUCCUUUCUUCAAACUCAAUAGUGAUUUCCAGAUCACUCAGCGGAUGCAGGGGCUGCAACAGUUCCUUGAGGCAGUUCUACAGACACCAUUACUGCUGUCAGACAGUCUGCUGCACCUGUUCUUGCAGUCAUCUCUGAGCAUUGCAAAAAUGGAUGCAUGUGCACAGGGACAGACGCAUUACACGGUUGCACAGGCAAUACAGCGGUGUGUCGGGUAUACCCGUUUCCCUGUAGAGAAACAGCAUCAAGAAGAAGACAGCAAAACAUACUGUGACUCCGACUGUGAAAGUACAACAUCCUCUGGCUUGGGAAAUAGUAUAGGAUGUGCCACAUCUGUGGAAGAAGACUCUUCCUAUAAUGAAAGUUUUUCCCAUGAAUUUCAAGCCACAACCCCUGAGGCAGAACUCUGUAGCAGCCUGUCUUCAUCUCCUAGCAACCAGUAAUCCUUGAUGUGCACUCUGUUAUGUGAACUCUAGGGAUGUAUAAACACACACACACACACAUACUCCGUCAAAGAGAUUUCCUGCCCAGUUUGCUGCUUAGAGCCUCCAGAGUUAUAUUUGGAUGGAUAUUGAGAGAAAAAGGUCUUGAUUAUUGUUUUAUUGCAUGUAAUGUUUGUGUCCAUAUUGUUAUUUUUUUUUAAAAAUGGAGAUAUUUUAUUUAAAAUUUUUGUGGUUAUCAUAUUAAAUAAUUCUCCUAUACUAAAGGGCUGACUUGGAAAGAA
Molecule: messenger RNA, 1204 nt
Organism: Carassius carassius (crucian carp)
Lineage: Eukaryota; Metazoa; Chordata; Actinopteri; Cypriniformes; Cyprinidae
Product: sorting nexin-10A-like
Exons: 8
Coding region: 120-923 (267 amino acids)
Biological process (GO): intracellular protein transport
Molecular function (GO): phosphatidylinositol binding
Source: RefSeq, a predicted model, not a curated record